UAAGUGCAUCUUGCUGCUAAAAAUGAGAUUGCUUCUGCUUUCUGUCUGAGAGCCUGGGAGUCCAGACCUCCAGGCAAGGGGAGAGAGUCUUGAGAAAGGCCAAGUUGUAGCCAAGUUGUUGAAUGUCUUUCUCGAGGGAGUCUUGGACCUGAUUGGCUUCAGGAAAGUGGAAAUCCGAGUUGAAGGAGAGGAACUCUUGGAGUGGACAGAGUUCAAUAAGAGUGAAGCACUGUCUCUGCAAGUUUGACAGCUCUGAACCUGAGCAGGUCCUCUCCCUGCCAGAAGGACAAGGCUAAAUGUGAUAUCCUUGGGCAGGCAGGCAGAAGUGAGGCAUACACCUCAAGCAGAAAUUCUUCUCCCCCUCGAAUAAGAGCAUAUUCAGGCCGUACUGCUGGGGAGCAUCAGGGCAACUUUACUAAACAUGGAAGUUCCAAUCAGCCCUGGUCCAGUCCAGCCGGGGGGAAUGAUGUCAUUGUCACGUGUUCCCCACUGAGGCAUAAAAGCCUGCUGGGUGCCGGUGCUACUUAAGUGCCAUGUUUAGACAAGAGCGGUAACCUGGCCAGCUGGUCCCCAGCUGCAUUAACUUGUUGCUUUUCAAGCCUUCUCUGGAGGCUCUUGGUGCCUUCUGGCUGCCUCUGUGCCGGCUCUGAGUGGGGAAUCCCCAGGCUUCCUUGAGGAUGGAGGAAGCCCCAGGGCAGUGGACGAUAUUAACGGACCUGACGAUGACUCUGAACCAUGUCACCAUGCGCCAGGGCACGGCGGGCGUGCAGCCGCAGCAGCAGCGCUGGAGCAUCCCCGCCGACGGCAGGCAUCUCAUGGUCCAGAAGGAGCCCCAGCAGUACGGCCAGCGCAGCCGUCCCCCUGCCGCCCCGGAGGACCCCUGCCGCCGGAGCUGGUCCUCCGACUCUACGGACUCAGUCAUCUCCUCUGAGUCCGGAAACACCUACUAUCGGGUGGUUCUCAUCGGGGAGCAGGGGGUGGGCAAGUCCACUCUGGCCAACAUCUUUGCGGGUGUCCAUGACAGCAUGGACAGCGACUGCGAAGUGCUUGGAGAAGAUACAUAUGAACGAACACUGAUGGUUGAUGGGGAAAUUGCAACAAUUAUCCUCCUGGACAUGUGGGAGAACAAGCAAAGGGACUCUGGGAUACACACGUUCCCUCUUUCAAACGGACACCUCAUUCAACCAGGCAGAUCUGAGCUCAUGGAAGACCUUGUCCUUUAUCAGGGGGAGAGUGAGUGGCUACAGGACCACUGCAUGCAGGUGGGCGAUGCCUACCUGAUCGUCUACUCCAUCACGGACCGAGCCAGCUUCGAGAAGGCGUCCGAGCUGCGGAUUCAGCUCCGCAGGGCCCGGCAGACCGAGGACAUCCCGAUAAUCCUGGUUGGCAACAAAAGUGACCUGGUGCGGUGCCGGGAAGUGUCCGUAUCAGAAGGGAGAGCGUGUGCCGUGGUGUUCGACUGCAAGUUCAUCGAGACUUCUGCGGCCGUCCAGCACAACGUCAAGGAGCUGUUUGAAGGCAUAGUGCGGCAGGUCCGCCUCCGGCGGGACAGCAAGGAGAAGAACGAGCGGCGGCUGGCCUACCAGAAGCGGCGGGAGAGCAUCCCCAGGAAAGCCAGGCGCUUCUGGGGCAAGAUCGUGGCCAAAAACAACAAGAACAUGGCCUUCAAGCUCAAGUCCAAGUCCUGCCACGACCUCUCGGUGCUCUAGGCACCCAGAGUCACCCGCUGUCCCGCAGAGGACAUCACUGAAGGCCACUGGGACCCAUAAUCUAUAUUAGAUUGGAUUCUUAAGUAUCGUUAGAUGUGGCUUCCCCUAUUGUAGCUGGGAACUAACGUGCUAGCCUGCUGGGCAAUGUACGCAUGGGAAAUGAAAGAGCUUCGUGAGGAGUCAGUAUUCAUCUACAGGAAGAGCCUGACCUUUGCUGUUUGAACACCCAAGACUCAUUAAAGGGCGUGGUCGGGGUUCACAUGUGUUUCUUCUCUCCUUUGGCCGAUAGAGAAUCGAAGCCUACCGAAGAAUGCCUGGACAAGAACUUUUCCUUGUUAAAAUUUUGCCUGGUGUUCUGAUAUGUGAAUUUGAGGCCAAUCAGUCUGUCAUAGGCAAAUAUAGGAAAGCUGUCAAAGGAGUUUUGCAAAGGAAAGAGAACGUCUGUCUUUGUAGCUUAUAUUUGUGGAGCUAGAACUGCAUAACUGGGUCCAUCAUGCUCAUUGCUGUCAUUGCUCCGUGAAGCUGUGAGAGAUGAUGGACUUGCUGGAAACGAAAGCUUAGCAAACCAUUUUUGUUCAAUGCCCAUAGCUGAUGAUCCAGAAAUCUGUACAAUUUGGAAUUGAUACAUGUACCACUUAUGGGUUCAAAAAUUGUGUAUUUACUAUUGUGUCUUAUAUUUUUUUAUUUAGAGGAAAAUUAUUUUAAUCAGAUUCUAUUUAGCCAAACCACAUUUUCUGUUGCAUUGUUUUUAAAAUCAUGGGGCCAUCAUAAAAAUAUUUUUAACAUCUAAAUUACUAAGAACAUAGAGUGCAAAAUGCCAGAUUUUAAAAUAUAAUUGAAGCUCUGAAUUUUUGUAAAACACAAAACAUAAAUACUUCCAGCAUUUUGGGUUGACCCUUGUAUGCCACAGCUCUGCUCUAUUUAUUAUUAUUUUGCAAAAUAACAAUCAUUGUAACAUUUGAUAAAGCAUAUUUAUGAACCUGUUUCUUAUUAAGAAAAACACCCAUUUUAUUACCAUUUUCUAUCUUUUUCAGAAUAUUCAAGUUUUUACCUAUAUGUCUUAUAAUAAAAUAAAUAAAAUCUUUGGGAAAAAAA
Molecule: messenger RNA, 2804 nt
Organism: Bubalus bubalis (water buffalo)
Lineage: Eukaryota; Metazoa; Chordata; Mammalia; Artiodactyla; Bovidae
Gene: GEM
Product: GTP binding protein overexpressed in skeletal muscle
Exons: 5
Coding region: 678-1709 (343 amino acids)
Biological process (GO): negative regulation of high voltage-gated calcium channel activity
Cellular component (GO): plasma membrane
Molecular function (GO): calcium channel regulator activity; GTPase activity; GTP binding
Source: RefSeq, a predicted model, not a curated record